UAAUCUGAUUAAUAAUAUGGUGAGUUUAAUUUUUAAUAUAAAUAUUAAAGUAAGAUGAAAUUGAAAGUAUAACCACAUCUAAUAACAGUUUAUGGUGGGAUUCAAUGUUCCACAGAAUCAAGUAAUGUUAAGUUGGUGCUUAAAUGCAUGGCAUUAUCUCCUGUAAAGUGUUGUAGAUAGAGAACCCAUAUCUCCUAUCCUUAUUGAAAAAGAAAUUGAAAAGGUGGAUGCGUACCAAUUUUGAGCGUUUUGUGGAGGAUGUGUGGUUUGGAAUAUAUUGGAAGGAGGAAGAUGCAGGGUUGCCCAUUCUCUACGCGCUAAUUUUAGAAAUAUAUAGUUAGCAUAGAAGCUUUAAUUACACCCAGGAAUGGAAGGUGUUGAAUUUCCACAUACAUUUCUAAAUAACCAAAAGGGCUUGGCCAACCUUCAAAAGUUGGCACUUAGCAGCUCAGAGCUUUAGAUAUUCAGGUUUUCACCCUUUUUUACUGGUGUAAACUGGGAUUCAAAACUUUAGUUACUAGGCCCUGUUUAAAUUUCUAACACAACACAAAACAAAGCAAAGAUUAGAGAGAAACAAAAAUGAAAAUAACAAAGGCCCAACUGGUUUUCCUGUUUUCAUUUGCCACACUAAUUCCGACACUAUGGGGUGGUGGUGGUAAUAUUGCUGAUUUUGACGACGUAUGGAAGCGACGUGCCGAUCAGGCAUGGAAGAACACUCUGGCAGCUUACGAACCAAGCCCAGAAAAUGUCACCAGUAAAUUCAAUGAGAAUGUUCACAAGGCUCUUGUUGCAAAUAAAAGUAACAAAACCAAGGAUUUGGAGGGUAGUGAAGAUAGGAGGAACUUGAGGGGCAAACACAAAAAGUACACGGGUCCAUGCAUGGCCACAAACCCCAUCGACAGGUGUUGGCGAUGCAGACCUGACUGGGCCGAGAACCGUAAGAGGCUGACGCAAUGCGUGAUUGGUUUUGGCCACCGAACCGAAGGAGGAGAGAAAGGGAAAUACUAUGAGGUUACUGAUAAUUCCGAUGAUGACCCGGUCAAUCCUAAACCCGGAACUUUACGUUUUGCCGUCAUCCAGAAAAGGCCAUUGUGGAUCAUUUUCGCUCAUGACAUGCACAUCAAAUUAUCACGUGAGCUCAUUGUCCAAAGCAAGAAGACGAUCGACGGUCGUGGAGCCAACGUUCAUAUCGCGCAUGGAGCUGGCAUCACACUUCAAUUCGUGGACGAUGUCAUCAUCCAUAGCAUUCAUAUUCAUCACAUUGGUCCAAGCAAGGCUGGCCUAAUCAGGGACUCAGUGGAUCAUAUAGGAUUGAGGACAACGGGUGAUGGGGAUGGCAUUAACAUCUUCGGAUCCACAAACAUUUGGCUCGAUCACCUUUCCAUGUCGGAGUGUCAAGAUGGACUCAUUGAUGCUAUCCAAGGUUCCACUGCCAUCACAAUCUCAAACUGCCAUUUCACCCACCAUAACGAUGUGAUACUACUGGGUGCAAGUGACACCUACGAAAGAGAUAAACUAAUGCAAGUCACAGUUGCAUUCAACCAUUUUGGGAAAGAACUGAUACAAAGAAUGCCGAGAUGCAGGUGGGGAUUCUUUCAUGUUGUUAACAAUGAUUACACACAUUGGAAAAUGUAUGCAAUUGGGGGUAGCAUGCAUCCCACCAUUAUCAGCCAAGGUAAUAGGUUCAUUGCUCCAGACGAUCCCAAAGCCAAAGAGAUAACGAACAGGAACUAUGCACCCCAGUCGGAAUGGAGCAAGUGGGUAUGGAGAUCGGAAGGAGAUUUGUUGUUGAACGGAGCCCGUUUUACAAAAUCGGGGCCGGAUAAAUCUCCCCAGUUUGACUUCACCAAGAUGCAGAUGAUCAAAGCCAAGCCAGCAACAUUUGUGAGAAGACUCACCCGUUUUGCUGGGGCUCUUGACUGCGAAAAGGGGAACAAGUGUUAGAUUUCUAACAGUGGAGUCUAUACAUUUCUUUUUUUAAUUUUUAAUAUGAAGAUGAUGGAGAAUAGAAAAUCUCUUAUUUGUAAAUAUAGAAGAUGACAGACUGACUACCCGCCGGGUUUGGUUGCGGGUGUACAGUUUUUUAAGACUUACUGCAAUUUUUAUUUCUUGCAUUUCAUUUUAGACUUUUGCUAGUAAUAUUUUUCAAAAAAAAUAAAAUUUUUAAGCUUUUCAUCAUUGUCAAGAAUAA
Messenger RNA from Gossypium arboreum, 2191 nucleotides. RefSeq names its product pectate lyase-like. Bases 580 to 1944 code for a protein of 454 amino acids. The record is from RefSeq and is a predicted model, not a curated record. Lineage: Eukaryota; Viridiplantae; Streptophyta; Magnoliopsida; Malvales; Malvaceae. The transcript has 4 exons. Gene Ontology annotation, molecular function: pectate lyase activity.